UGUACCUGUAUGUUGGGGUAAAGACAAAAUUCGUCGCUAGGGCCCUUAUCAUUCGCAUGGGAGUUUUGUUUGAUGCUUACUUACUGAGACACGAGAUAAAAAGCGCGUUAUAAGUUUCAUACCACUUGGUGUUCUAUGAGUACAAAACAACACCACGUUGUGUUGAAUGGAGAAACGACAAAUACUUUGUAGCAAAUAAGUUCGAAAUUAGUUUUUUAAAAUGAUGACCGCAACAAAUCUAAUGGACAACUGUUACAUACCUGCAGGAUCAGCGGCCAUUCUCAACAGUGUACCGUCGACACUUCCUGCUCCUCCGCCGGCGACUCUCAGUGGUCAGUUCCCAUAUGACCCGCCAGACACUAAAGAAGGGAUUGAAGAGUUGUGUCCAGUUUGUGGGGACAAAGUCUCUGGCUAUCAUUAUGGUCUACUGACCUGCGAAUCUUGUAAAGGAUUUUUUAAGAGGACUGUCCAGAACAAGAAAGUUUACACGUGCGUUGCUGACAGAAACUGCCUUAUUGACAAAACACAGAGGAAGCGAUGUCCAUACUGUCGGUUUCAAAAGUGCUUAGAUGUCGGUAUGAAACUAGAAGCUGUGAGGCCGGAUCGGAUGAGAGGAGGUCGAAACAAAUUUGGACCUAUGUACAAACGAGACAGGGCUCGUAAAUUGCAGAUGUUACGUCAAAAGCAUAUUGUCCAGUCGCACUGCUUGGCGUCCCCACGGGAAAUGGCGCCUUCCAGUCCUUUUCUACCUCCGCAGGCAGUGUCGGUGACAGUAGGUGCGCCUUCUAUGUAUUCCACAGACCUAACUCAAGUGAAACAAGAACUGAUUCAAAUCCCUCACCUCAGUUCAUCAACCAGUUCUCCCGAUUCUUCUUCCCCUUCUUCUAUAUCAACCACUACACAGCCCCACAUCUCCAUGCUUCCACAACUAUCCAACCAACACCAAUACCCUUCCGUUUCUCAUCUUAGAGACCACAGUAAGACGACGUGGAUGACAACCACUCACCACCCAUCCAAUUCCAUAAUUCAUCACCCAACCUAUUCCCCCAAAUCUUAUCAAUGUGAUCCCGGCCCUUCAUCUGCAGUACCUGUUCCCCUGGCGACCGGAGGAAACAGCAUACCUGAUCUUAUACGAGAUCUUCAGAUGUCGUUUGUUGAUGACAAAGAAUGGCAGAGUCACCUCUUCAGUCUUCUUCAGAGUCAGACGUAUAACCAGUGUGAAGUUGAUCUCUUUGAGUUGAUGUGCAAAGUAAUAGAUCAAUCUCUGUUUGCUCAAGUUGACUGGGCCAGGAACACAGUCUUUUUUAGGGAUCUGAAAGUUGACGAUCAAAUGAAACUUCUUCAGAACUCUUGGAGUGACCUGCUUCUGCUGGACCAUAUGUAUCACCGAAUCCAUAACUGUCUCCAAGAAGAAACCAUCUUACCAAACGGACAGAAAUUCGAUCUGCUAGAAAUGGCUUUAUUAGGUCUCCGGUCUUUAUCCGAACAGUUCCAUCGAUUAAGUGUUAGACUCCAGGAUCUGAAGUUCGAUCGCAUAGACUACAUAUGCCUCAAAAUGUUAAUAUUACUUGAUCCAGAAGCCCCACAAAUUACCAAUGUCAAGCUGACUCAUGAAGCACACGAGGGGACCAGACAGGCUUUAUUGGAGUACUGCGCUUCAUUUUAUCCUGAAUAUCCGGACAAGUAUGGUCAUCUUCUCCAGACUAUGACUGAAUUAAGGCACAUCAGUACACAAGGCGAAGACUUUCUGUACUACAAGAUGCUUAGUAGUAAUGCAUCAACGCAGACUCUUCUAACAGAGAUGUUACAUACAAGAAAAAAAUAACAUUUAUUAAAUAUUAGCAUCUUCUGUUUCGAACCCAUAUUGUUGUACUAGCAACUUCAGAUGUAGACAAGUAUGACUGAUCUUUGUGUUUAAAUCAUCCCGAGUGACCUGAUGUCAAAGUAAAAAAACAAAACCCACCACAGGAUGCAAAACAACCAGUGUAAGAAACUGUGAUGCCAGAAGGUUUUUUUUUUUAAAAAAAAAAGAAACAUGGUCCUAGUGAACAUCACUCGAAAUACAAGGCUUUUAAUGCAAGUUUACCAGUUUCUUGUUUUGUGCUCUGCUGUUGGCCUAGUUGUAUAUGAUAAACCUUCACUGUCACGAUACACAAUUUGGUGAUCUGUUUUUCUAUAUGCUUAUUUGUGUAGAAGAAGAAGAAAAAAAAAAUCACUGCCAUAUUCCAAUUUUUUUGUGUGCUGGAAAUAGUUUUAUAUAAUUUGAAUCAAGAAAUGGCCCAAGAUGUAAUAAAGAAGAAAAAAAACUAAUUAGAAAAUUGAAUUUCCAUUUAACUCAGGGAAAAACAAAACCAUCCAGUUAAACUGCACUCGCCUGCAAGUCGGACUGGAGAAUUUGUAACACCACAAAUCUAGGCAGAAUCCAGAUAACAAGAACAAGCAACCUUUAAACACUGCUCUGAACACAAACAAACUGAAUAGAAUACUGUUGUUGUUGUUGACAAGAUAUGUUUGUCAUUGUUGUUAAAUGAAUGGUGCAUUAAAAAUGCACAUAAUAUGUAUACAUUCCUUCUUUCUUUGCCAUAGCUACGAGAUUAGUCUGAAAGGCUGCAGUGUUAUUCUUCAGCUAUUGGUGUUGGGUUUCUCUGUGGUGAUAGACAGAAAAAAUAAGAACUUUUAUAAAUGUGUGUACAUAGCAGAACUAUGGAAGAUACGAGCUGAUAUACAUAUAUAUAUGAACCCAUACGUUAUUGUAAUAUUGGCAAAAAGUGGAAAUAAUUAUAUGUUUGUUAUACUGGUUUAUGAUGACUUGUUUAAUCUUAAACUGUUUUAUCUAAAAAGUAUACAAAUUGGUCACAAGUUUACUGCUAAAUGCAAGGAACAUGAAUUCACAUUAAUCACCAAGGUUUUUAUUGGAAUAAAAAUAAAUAAAUGUAUUACAGAUUCGAGUAAAACUAACUAAAACAAACCAGGUUCUCGUAUGUAAUUCCAUGACAUUUUGAAGACAAGUUUUAACAUCUUAGGAAUAUCAAAAUUCAUGAAAAAAUAUACAAUAAUGACUAGAAAAAAAAAAGUCAUUAAAUUCUUUAAUCUUUCUUCAUACAACAUAAUGUCGGACCUUUUAGUGUUUAAACAUACAUAUUUUUUUCCUCAUCAUACAAACAAGCUUAAUACGACAUCAAAGUGGCCCUAACUCGCCAAGUUAAAUGAGCUGUCAUGGCGGGAUCAGUAAAGUAAAA
This is a messenger RNA of Limulus polyphemus (Atlantic horseshoe crab), 3239 nucleotides long. RefSeq names its product nuclear hormone receptor FTZ-F1-like. Gene Ontology annotation, cellular component: RNA polymerase II transcription regulator complex. The transcript is spliced from 5 exons. Gene Ontology annotation, molecular function: nuclear receptor activity; zinc ion binding; RNA polymerase II cis-regulatory region sequence-specific DNA binding. The record is from RefSeq and is a predicted model, not a curated record. The coding region runs from base 221 to 1825 and encodes 534 amino acids. Gene Ontology annotation, biological process: regulation of transcription by RNA polymerase II; tissue development; hormone-mediated signaling pathway. Lineage: Eukaryota; Metazoa; Arthropoda; Merostomata; Xiphosura; Limulidae.